AUGAACAAUACAGAAAAUAUUAAUAGUAAUAUUAAUAAUGAAAAUAUAGCCACAGAAGAGCGUUGCUUGUUUGAUCGUAUUUCUACUUCACGUGUACCAGACAUCCUAGACAAAGGCUUACAGGGUGAAAUUUCCUUAAAUAGAAAUUUUCUGGAGGAUUAUGCAGCUACAUGUGACCAUUCAAGGCAGAAUGAAACAACAGUAAAUGUUGAAGACAGCAAGAGUGACAGCCUACAAAAAGUUUCAAGUUCGCAUAGAGACAUGUCUCCAAUAUUUUCCUAUCUUGAUGUAGACAACAACCAAAAUACAAAAGGUAGGGAGUUUUACAGUAUUUGUGUUGUAGAUGCUGAAGAUCUGAAAGGGGAUGAAGAGGUGCCAGCUACCGUGCAUGAAGAGACUGCAGCAGACAUAGAUAACUCAGCUGUUACUGAUGAAGGAAUGUGCAGCAUGGCACGACCUCUAGACAGUGGGGAGGAAUUUCCAAUGCAGCAAUCGGCACUAGUGGAAGCUAACUUUAAUUCACAGAAAGAACUGUUUGAGUCUAAAAAAGAGGCUAGGUCAAACAUGCAGAAAAAGGAGACAAGGAAAUAUUGUAGCAUAGACAUCCAAUCUUCUUAUGAUAACUUACUGGCUAACAGGUGUCAGGUGCAUAGGUUAAAUACUGACAAUACAGUAACAGAUGGCUUAAAAGUAAAAGUAUACAAUGAAGUCAUCCCUAAGAAGCUACAAGAUGAGUUAUAUAGCACAGGUAAUGCUGUCAGUUGGAACGAAUCACUUCAUAGAGCUUGUGAUUCUGUACAGUUUGCAGAUGCUGCUGAAGAGGACCAAUACAGCCCUAAUUCAGAAAACGUGAAACACAAUGAUUGUGUUUCCAGUGCAUUGUUAAACACCGAAGCAUGUAAUUCAAAGAAAAUUGAGGGAAGUCAUGAUUCUGAGAUUGUACCAUUUGAUUUAAGUAAGCAUCCCUCAAGCGUUGUAAAGGAAGUAAAUACUGAACAGGUGGCAGAGAAUAUGAGGGAUAACUUUAAAUUAUCAUUAGACUUACAUGAAAUGGACAAUGAUUCUUUUUUGGUGAGUCAACAUGUAGAAAAACGUGCUGAAGAAGGCUACUUCCUAAAGCCAGAAAAUGAAGUAAACGCAACUGUGGAAAAGAGAACAUUUCAAGGAAUGUAUGGUGAUAGCCAAAUGUUUGCACCUGACUCUAGUGAACAACAUAGCAUUCUGGAAGAAUUCUUGAAAGAGAAAGAGAAAUGUACAGGUACAGUUUUGCAUAGCUGUGAAGCUUUGAAUAUGACUGAAAUGCAUGAAAACUUGGAAGAAAGUUCUGAUUUUCAAACUCAAAUUAAGGGUUCGACUGAAAACAAGGCAUCAACUGAAGUUGCAAACCAUAGUGGAACGGAGGAAGAUGUCCGUGUGAGUAUCACUGAGCUAAAAGGUGACAUUCUUGAGGAAGCAGAUAGCUUGAGCAGAACUCGAUCAUGGGUAAGUGAUGGCACUUUGACAUCUCAUGAACUACAUAACACAAGCACAGGUGAAAUCUUCCUAAAGGAAGACAGCCUAGAAUCUCAAAUUUCACAGGAGUCGCUAGGGAAUAAAGGUAAAGUGUGCAAAUAUUCAAAUUCAGAUAACAAAACCAGUGUGUCUUUUGUGUCUGUGGAACAUGAGGAUAUGAAUAAAAUGGACAUGAACUGUAGACAAGAUGAGCAACAGGAUGUAUGUUUCUUCCACACAGUGGAAGCUCAAUGGAAUGUGGGGACUGACUCAGCCGAAAUAGCUGGGGAUGUAGCAGAAUCUGUAAAACAGACAAAGCUUGAAGUUCACCUAAACAAGACAGUUGAUAACAAGGUAGAAAAUGUAAAACAGAAUUUGAAUGCUAGCAUUGUUGAUCAUGAUAAAACCAUCUUAAAUUGCAAUAAAGGCUUGACUCACAAUCAGAAUGCUUACUCUAACUGCACUGUACCUGUAGCUUUGAACAAUUUUGUGUGCAAGAGUGUAAAAUUGAUAGAUGACACUAAAAAUCUGGAAGAUGCCAGUAAUUUCUUACAUAAAGCCCAUAAUUGUUUACCAUCACUCUGUCAAAAUUCAUAUUCUCAUGUGUGUGAUAAAUCAGUGGAAGAGCCUGAGUUAUAUCACUGUACCAGUCCAGAAGCAGAGGUUGGGAACACCCAAGUUUCUGUUGGGCCUUUUACCGAAGUAGGAUCAGAAACUCAUGAAAAAGAUGUGUGUGAUGUAAAUGAAUGUAAUCUUCAGGAUGGUGAAGUAAAACAGUGUGUCAGUAUCCACUCAAAGGAGGAGAACCUCGCUGGUUUUAGUAUGUCAGCUGGGAAACUAGAAGCUUUUACCACGGGGAAUUUAAAGCAGUUAGAAGCCAAGACUACUGAACUGAAAAACACCAGUUACAUAUUAAAUACUCAAAUGAAUGACUUGACCACAAGUUGGGAACAGAUGCAGUCAGAUCACAAGAUUUUCUCAAACAAAGGGCUUGGAGUUUUUGUUGACCCAAAGCAGGUAGACAAAUACGCUGCUACUCCUUCCUAUGAAAUACACAGUGCCUCUCCUGGUGCUGCAGGAUUUCAACAAGACAGUGAGUGGUGUGUAUUAGAUCUGAUGGAAGACAUAUCGAGUGACCAAGAGCACUCCUAUGAACUGGACAGACAAAAUCCCCAAGUUGAAAUAUGGUCACAUUUCAUCAGUCUCCAGACUGGCAAUGCUGAUUGGACAAAUCAGCUAUUUUCUGAUGCCGUUACUGUGGGUAAUGGCGAAUAUCUCAUGGGCUUUUUAUGGAAUAAUACAAUUUUGAACAAUACCAUGAAGAAUGACAGACUAUGUAUAGUUAGUGAAAACUUCCAGAAUGAACCUGAAGAUUCAACAGGUGCUUCAUAUGCAGUGGGAAGAUACCCAUAUCAGCUGCUAGCACCAGAAAAUGUUGGUACCUGGGGAUGGCAAGAUAAAGAUGAAUUUGAGUCAACCAAGGUUUCUGAGUUAAAUCCUAAUGCAAAGGUGUGGGGAAAUCAUAUGUUACACUUGGAAGCAAGUGGUGCCACUGACGGUAGCGUGAGCAAAACGUGGGAAGAAAUACCUGACCAACCUCCAGAUUGUUGUAAAAAAGGACUGGAUGCCAACGGUGAUGGUGACAAAAAGCAUCAGAAUGCAGUGCUGACAGAGCUGCAGGAGCCAUCACCAGCUGUUUCGGUGUCAGACCAGACAGAUAUGAACCCUUUGGCUCUCGAUCAUUCUGAGUAUGAGUCUAUGCAUGAAACCACCCAGACAGGUGGAAGCGAACAGUUGCAGCCAGAAGGUCAGGAAGAUUUACGAGAAUUACUGAAAAAAACACUGGAAUUCUGUUUAUCUAGAGAAAAUCUUGCCAGUGACAUGUACCUUAUAUCACAGAUGGACAGUGAUCAGUAUGUGCCAAUUAUGACAGUAGCAAACCUUGAUCAUGUCAAGAAACUCAGUACUGAUAUGGAUUUGAUUGUUGAAGUGCUGAGAUCGUUGCCUUUAGUCCAAGUGGAUGAGAAGGGAGAAAAAGUUAGGCCAAAUCAGAAUCGCUGUAUUGUGAUUUUACGUGAAGUACCUGAAUCUACCCCCAUUGAAGAGGUUGAAGCACUUUUCAAAGGAGAUAAUUUGCCUAAGUUUAUCAACUGUGAGUUUGCCUAUAAUGACAAUUGGUUCAUCACGUUUGAAUCGGAAGCCGAUGCACAGCAGGCUUACAGAUACCUUAGAGAAGAAGUGAAAACUUUCCAAGGAAAACCAAUUAAGGCAAGGAUAAAAGCAAAGGCAAUAGCUAUAAACACAUUUUUGCCAAAGAAUGGAUAUAGACCUCUGGAUAUGAACCUCUACACGCAGCAGCGUUACACAACAUCCUUUUACUUACCUCCAGUAUACAGUCCCCAUCAGCAGUUUCCAUUGUACAGCUUAAUUGGCCCACAGACCUGGUCGGCCACGCACAGCUACCUUGACCCUUCAUUGGUAACACCAUUUCCAAAUACUGGAUUUAUCAAUGGGUUCACAUCUCCAACCUUCAAGCCUGCUGCUUCUCCAUUGACUACACUCAGACAGUAUCCUCCCAGGAACAGGAAUCCUAGCAAGUCUCAUAUACGACAUACAAUACCCAGUGCAGAAAGGGGACCUGGGCUUCUAGACAGUCCUACAAUAUUCAACUUUUCUGCUGAUCGUUUAAUCAAUGGCGUCAGGAGUCCACAGACGCGGCAGCCGGGGCAAAACAGGACACGGAUGCAGAAUGCUACUACGAGUUACACCAAGAGGGAAGUAGGAACUGGACGGAUGGAACAGACCAGCGUUGACUCGUCUCCUGGAUUAGGUAGAGGAAGGAAAAACUCAUAUGGCUACCGAAAGAAAAGGGAGGACAAGUUUACAAGAGGCCAAACACAGUCUCCACCACCCCCAAAACCUCCAUCUCCUAGCUUUGAAUUGGGUUUAUCUAGCUUUCCUCCAUUACCUGGGGCUGCUGGCAAUUUAAAGACCGAAGAUCUUUUUGAAAACAGACUGUCCAGUGUGGUAAUAGGAACGUCAAAAGAAAGAAACAUUAAUGUGGAUGCAAGUACAAACACUAUUCCAUCGGGAAUUCCUCGAGAGCCGUUGUUGCCAGUUUCUUCUACAUUGCCCAGGACGUUUGAAAGGUCUCCUUCGCCAUCCCAGUCUUCUGAGGACUCCAAGGUUGUGGAUAAACAGCAGAGAGAGACGCAGAGUACAGAAAGGCUUUCUUCUUCCACACUCAGUACUGCAUGUAAAUCGGUACAAGUCAAUGGGGCUGCCAUAGAACUGCGGAAACCUAGUUAUGCAGAAAUUUGCCAGAGAACAACUAAGGAUCCUCCUACAUUGCAACCCCAGAAAGAACAGAAGCCAAACACUGUAGCAUGUGGGAAAGAGGAAAGAAAGCCCACAGAAACAAUAGAGAAAAACAGAGAACCUCCUCCUGCAAAGUCACAUCCUGGACAACCCAAAGACCAGAGGAGACAGUCAGUACGCAGAUCGUCCCCUCCAGCCGUUGGCAAACGCUUAAGUAAAGAACAGAAUACCCCUCCAAAAUCUCCUCAGUGAAACUAACACCUGGGAGGGAUUUGAAAAGAGGUCUGCUUCCCACAAAUUAAACCCAUGUUCCCACUAAGAUACCUGAGAAUGAGUUGCUGGUUAGGAGCUUGCAGUGAUACUAGGC
Phaethon lepturus (White-tailed tropicbird) is the source of this 5176-nucleotide messenger RNA. RefSeq names its product La ribonucleoprotein domain family, member 4B (gene LARP4B). NCBI's taxonomy places the organism in Eukaryota, Metazoa, Chordata, Aves, Phaethontiformes, Phaethontidae. Gene Ontology annotation, molecular function: mRNA 3'-UTR binding. Gene Ontology annotation, cellular component: cytoplasmic stress granule; cytosol. The transcript is spliced from 16 exons. Gene Ontology annotation, biological process: positive regulation of translation. The coding region runs from base 1 to 5061 and encodes 1686 amino acids. The record is from RefSeq and is a predicted model, not a curated record.